This is a messenger RNA of Formica exsecta, 2892 nucleotides long. Its product is annotated as zinc finger protein 341-like. The transcript has 9 exons. Lineage: Eukaryota; Metazoa; Arthropoda; Insecta; Hymenoptera; Formicidae. The coding region runs from base 173 to 2341 and encodes 722 amino acids. The record is from RefSeq and is a predicted model, not a curated record.
GCUUUGAGGUUAGGUAUCGAUCAGUGCGCCGCUCGACAGCAACCAAGGAUGUGAGAGUUUUCAUCCUGGACGAUUGUCCCUUCGCUGACUCGCGAGAGAGUUUGGCCUCGUUCCUUCGUUUGGCCUCGUUCCUUCGUUUCUCCAUAUUAAAAUGACGUGCUGAUUCCGAAACAUGGCGCAUUCUAUCCUCGACGCUUUGACAGAUGUCUCACUAGACGGCUCCUCUGUACAAUCCUUGUUGGAGUCACAGACCUUGAUAGCCGAGGUUGAGCAGUCAGCGAUCGAUCAGGAUGAGGAAGACAUAUUCCAAUGUGGCAAGUGCAAGAGCCAGUUUACGUCACUGCAGAUGUUUGUGCUUCACAAGAGAACGCACCAAAAGACGCAGGAGCAGACAGUGGACCUGACUCAAUUCCUGACAAACGAUGAAAGUCACGUAAUGCAUGUGGAAGAUGCUACUCCAGAUGAUUCACAGUAUAAUUCGCAGGAAACCUUUCAGCUUGGAGAACCUAUUAUUCUUGAAGAAGCAGAUAUGCUAUUUAGUGUGGACCAAGAGGCUGCCAAUUACUUCACAACAGAUUCUACAUUCAGUGUGCCAAUCAUCUUAAGCACAGAAAGUCUGAAUCCUUUUGCUGAGACGACGAGGGAUGAUUCGAACGAGGUGCCGACAAUACAACUGCAAAACGACGUCAGCCCGCAGGAAGGAGCCUCGAGCCAGUCCGAACAUCCUAACGCUUUGUUGGAUAACGAGCCAUCGAUGGCAGAUGAAUCGCUUGUAGCAGAUGAACCGCUUGUGGCAGAUGAACCACCCUUAGAUGGCAAUGAACCCUCCAUUGAGGACAACGAAGUAUCGUUCCAGGAUAAUUUGCCCGAUGAAGUAGAAAACGACAUUAGUCAAACACAGAACUUAAAAUAUAAGUGUAGCUAUUGCAACAAGCAAUUUGCGAAGAAAUUCUAUUGGCAACAGCACGAACGUUCUCACACUGGAGAGAAACCUUACCAAUGUGUAGUGUGUGGUCGUGCAUUUGCACAGAAGUCAAAUGUGAAGAAACAUAUGUCUUCGCACAAAGUCUGGCCUGGCACUGCCAUUCACUCGUUACCACCAGAGGCGCCUCCAGAUGGAAGUAUCGACCGCACAUAUCACUGCCAAUUCUGCAAGGAAACAUUCGAUUCAUACAAAGCUCUGAAAGGUCAUCUCAUCGUCUCACAUCUAGCGCUGAAAGUAUACAAAUGUGUGCAGAGCAGCUGCAGCAUGAUGUUCUCGGAGCUGGAAGAGUUUCUGGAGCACACACGUAAUCACAAGUGCUCGGAGUACCGGUGUCAUGUAUGCGGCGAGGUAUUCAGUACCCUCUCGGAUCUUGGUCGUCAUCAGUACGUUCACUCCGUCCAGAAACAGAAGACUACGGAGAAGUAUUAUUGCUGCUCGGUCUGCAAAUCAUCGUUCUCAAAUCUCGAGGCGCUUCAACACCAUCAAGAAACUACUACGCACGACUACGCAUGCCUACACUGCGGCAAAAGCUUCCUCAUCGAGAGAUUUUUACGUCGUCAUCUCAAGACCCACUCGGCAUCGGCGAAAUUCGCCUGCGAGGAUUGCGGCAAGGCUUUCAAAACCGAGCAGUACUUGGCCAAUCAUAAGCUGAUACACAGCGAGGACACACCCUUUUCCUGUCCGUAUUGCCCGGCCAAAUUCAAGCGAAAAGAUCGUUUGGGACGGCACAUGCUGAUUCAUGACCUGACGAAAAGGCUCAAGUGCCCGUUUCGUGGCUAUCUUGGCUGCAUGAGCGAGUUCUCGCGGCCGGAUAAGCUCAAACGGCAUCUGUUGACGCACAGCAAUGUCAAACGAUUCAGUUGCAGCCAUUGUAAUCGCAAUUUCCAUCGGGCGCAGGCUCUCAAGCAUCAUGAAAUGAAUAAGCACAGUCUUAAGUGCGACAUUUGCUCUCAUACUUUUAAGACUAAAGAGCAGCUGGUUACCCAUAAUUGCGAGCAAUUGAGCGAGACUAAGAAACACACAAGCUCACAGCUACCAAAAAAAGCGUCCGGAUCGUUUAAGCCAAGGAAACCAACCCCAAAGAGACAAACAUUAUCAAAGACUGCAGUUCCGCUUGUCGAUAAAGAAAAAUUGGAAAAAAUUAAAGCCGAUGAAGUAGAAAAAAAAAUUGUCUCUGAAACAUCCAAGUCUGACGAUUUCGAUGAAGAAUUUUGCAAGAAAACGGGAAACAUUCUUUCCGUUACAAAGAUCGAACCGACCGGCAGCGAAUUAAACGAGCGAGCCGACUCGCCGGUUAUAAACUUCGAGGAUUUUAAGCACAACAUAGAGCUCUACUCGUCUAACGCAAGCGAGUAGAGAGUUUUGCAAUACAUAUACAUAUAUAUACAUACAUGCGCAUAUAUGUAUAUAUAUAUUUUUUAUUCGUAUUUAUAAAUUGUACAUCAAAUUAGGACGUAGAUAAGUCAUAGCACGUGCAAUGGGAUCAUCGGUGAAGACGUAAGUUGCAUUUUAUAUUCGCGUACGGUAUUUUGUAGUUUACAUAUCUGUGAUAAUUAUAUUAUAAAUGCUCUAUCGAUAUAUAACUUAUAUAUACGCGCACACAUCGAAGAUGUUCGGUGUCGUUAUCACAAUUUCGAUUCUUCUAUCAGAAAACUCGUCGUACAGUCACAGCUAUAGUUAUAAUGAUACUCCGAGUAUCCUUUUGAACGCUUUUGUUCGUUAAAUUUUUUUAACAAUAGAUAUAAGUAUGCGCAUGGUAUCUCAGAAUUAUAACGAAACAUUCAGCGCAGCGCGGCAUCUUUUUAAUUUAUUUGUUAUAAAAUAAAAAAAAAUUUACCAGAUUUUUCACACAAAUAUGUGAAAAAUAUGAAAUAACUUUUAAGAAAGAAUAUCAAUUUUAUGAAAUA